Molecule: messenger RNA, 2282 nt
Organism: Astyanax mexicanus (Mexican tetra)
Lineage: Eukaryota; Metazoa; Chordata; Actinopteri; Characiformes; Acestrorhamphidae
Gene: bicdl2l
Product: bicaudal-D-related protein 2-like
Exons: 6
Coding region: 150-1397 (415 amino acids)
Biological process (GO): Golgi to secretory granule transport; vesicle transport along microtubule
Source: RefSeq, a predicted model, not a curated record
AGCUUUGAGAACACACAUGCUAUCUCUGACCAUCUGAGAGCUGGUGAAACAGGUUUGCCUGCAUUUCCUGCUGCGUUCCCUCCCUCUGGAGCAGAUCUCGCUUAAGCGCUUGCUCUGGACUGUUUUGCUUCUUUAGUUUCUCCUACUCAAUGGAGGCUCUUGAUUCUUCUACCUUCAAAAGCAGAUCAGGCACCCUGGCUACUUUUAGAGACCUGCUGCAGACGUCUCUGCCCAUGGAGCAGAUACACCUGCGGUUAACCAGCGAGGAUGAUCCAGACCCGGAUCCAAGCAGUGGUUCUUAUGAGGAAAAAGAAGAAUUCCUUAACAAUGAUGAGGAGUCCUUCGGUCCAGAACUGUCCACUGUAAAUGAAGAGAAGGAGCAGUCAGAAGUGGUGAAGGACAGUGACAGUUUCAGUACGACAGAUGAAGCAGAUGGGCUCGAGCAGUUAACCCUGGACUCUGGUUCAGAACCUCCUCUAAACAAGCCCAUCCGAUCGUACUUAGACGAAACAUUACCGGACCUGCUGAGGAGUGGGAGCCCCCUCCGCAGACGAGUGUCUAGCCCAGUGUCGAACACACUGAAGCAGGUGCGUAGGGAGGUGGAGCUGUCUCGGCGCAGAAGUCUGAAGAUAAAAGCUCAGGUGGAUAAACUGCAGGAGCAGAGUCAGGACGGACUGGCCUGGAGUCAGCAGAAAGAACGGGUGACAGAAGACAUUCAGUCCAUAGUGAAGCUGCUGCUGCCUCUGACUGAUCUGAAGAGCAUCACCUCCCUCUCUCAGGGCAGCACUCUGGAUACUGCGCUGCUGCAGCUGCAGAACGUGGCCCGCACACUCGCUCUCAACCACACGGAUCACAAAAAGGCAAAAGAUGGGAAGGCAAACAACGAUGCAGUCAUACUACAACAAGCCCUGCGAGACCGAGAUGAGGCCCUUGAAAAGAAAAAAGCGAUGGAGACAGAACUCCUGAAAAGUAAGACAGAACUGAUGAUGCUGAAUAAUCAGCUGCUGGAGGCAGUGCAGCGACGGCUGGAGAUGGCCAUCGAGCUGGAGGCCUGGAAGGAUGAUAUGCAGGCCAUCAUCCAGCACCAGCUCCAGCAGCAGCAGCUGGCAGAACAGACCCAGAAAAAGUCCAAAGGCUUCGGAGGACUGCGACGCUCCAAACCGCAGCCCAGCCCAGUCCAGCCUCCAGCCCCAAGCCAAGCGACCACCACCUCCAUCUCCCAGUUACCCAACACGCCUGUGGCCCAGCGCUGGAAAGAGCGCCUGCAGCGAAGACGCACCACCUCCAGUCCUGCUGAGCAGCAAACUAACAGCAGUUUCUUAGAGCCUCAGUCUCCAGGAAUCAGCAGCAGCAGAAAAAUCAGGGAGGACAGCUUUCAAACAGUGUCUCUGGACUGAAGAUAAAGUAGAUGAAGUGCACAAUGAUUCUAUUCACGCACUGUUCACAAAUGUGUUCUUUUGCAGCAACUUUGGAAAAACUAUGCCAUUUAAUCAAAUUAUAUAGACCUUAUAUAAUAUUUGUCAUAAAUAGAUUAUUGUUUAAGGCUGCUAAAUAAGGUUGAUUAAGGCUGUAGUUUAAAACACUAAGCUAGUAAGAUAGUUAGUUUAUAGAUAGUUUUAUAUAUAUAUUUAAGCACACAACAAAGCGAAAGACUUUGCCAUCUCUUCAGCAAAGUAACUGCACAAUGCCAGGAGGACAGCAUCUUGGAAGGUUCAGGAAUAAUUCUAAAAAAAAUUAUAAAUUACAGUUCUCACAAUGCUAAAAAAAAAAAAAAAAAAAAAAAAAAAAAAAAAAAAGCUAGGCUAUAUGUGAGGCUUCUGUGUGAGCCAUGGCAUUGCCCUAAACCAGCCAAUCAGGAAUGACCUCAUCAAAUUAUUCAUAAAGGCCACCACAAAUGUAAAUGAGCUUUUUAAUUCUGAGGAAAUAUCAUAGGUAAGAAAAAACUAAUAAAUCAAAGUAUUGUAAUGUUAUGUUUUGCAAUAGUGUAUCAAUCCUCAAAAACACAGUAUUUUUCAUUAUUUAACAGUUUAUGGGCAAGAAUUAGCAUCAGACAGUGUUUUUUUUAUGUUGUAUUUAAUCCUUGACUGUAAGAUAGCAGUGUUAUACCUUCUGUAUCUUCAGAUCCCACUGUUUUUACUUGAUAAAAAGUUUACUUUUUCUUUUUUACAAAACAUCAGUUUUCCUAAAAUGUAUUAUUUUAAAUAACUCUAAAAUCUUGCUUACAGUAUUGCAAUAUAUCACAAUAUACUGAAUUGAAAAAGUAGGGCUUAAAUUGUGUUAAG